Molecule: messenger RNA, 2845 nt
Organism: Megalobrama amblycephala (Wuchang bream)
Lineage: Eukaryota; Metazoa; Chordata; Actinopteri; Cypriniformes; Xenocyprididae
Gene: adgrg7.1
Product: adhesion G protein-coupled receptor G7, tandem duplicate 1
Exons: 17
Coding region: 119-2404 (761 amino acids)
Biological process (GO): G protein-coupled receptor signaling pathway; cell surface receptor signaling pathway
Cellular component (GO): membrane
Molecular function (GO): G protein-coupled receptor activity
Source: RefSeq, a predicted model, not a curated record
UCAUUUCCAUAACUGAUGGACUUCCCACUUCAGCAAUGAUCCAGCCCUGACUCUGCUUUAUAAUCCAGACAGAAACAAGAGUUCAUAUUAGUAGUUAGUUUUAUAUUUGUCGUGUGUAAUGGACCACUUUCUGCUCUUAAUCUUAACCUCAGCUGUUUUUGAACAGACUUGGUGUCAAACCAAUACAAGCGCUUCUAUGAACUUCAGUACAACACUCAGCACCUCAACACUACAGUCUACAAGCCAGAAACCCACCACUACAGCACGCCAGAGCACAACAUUGUCCAAACCCAAUCUGGUGUGUGAAAAUAAGGGUACCUUACAAAACGGGAUCUGCCUCUGCCCAGAUGAUUGGACUGGAACCACAUGCAACAUCUCAAAUUUCUGCCCUGAACAAAACCUCUUACGAUUCACCUUCCCAAAAACGGUCUUAGGCCAGUUUGCUUCCUCAGUGGAGCGAUGUUCAUCACAAAAACCAAAUGGUGGAAUCCCAGAGGCUUCGGCCCUCUGUAAUAUGUCUACUCGCUCAUUUGAUCCUCCAAACAUUUUAGAUUGUGAUUUGACUCUGGAUUCCAUUAAGGCAGAUAUUGAAGCUACUCCUGGUAACUUAAAGCAGUUAGCCUCCAGCACCCAGAUCCUCACAUCCAUACCAGAACGGCUGACAGCCAACAACAUCACAAAUGCUGCUAAAAUAACCAACAUACUGCUGUCUGAUAAAACUGCACAAAGCAUGGAAAUUACAGUGUCAGCAGUCGCCACAGUCAGUCAGCUCCUGAGCGCAAGUCAUGAGAUGUACUCUGCUGUCGACCAUGAUGCAAUUAAUGAUCUAACAAAGACUCUACAGAAACUCUCUCUGCGUGGGAAUUCAAAUCCAUCGUUGGUUCAAUCGAACAUAGCAGUGCAGUCGCUGAAGGGCCAAACUCCAAUCCAACGAGUGCAAUUAACCUCUUUUAAAGGGCAGAGUGAUACCUUUUUACCUGACAGAAUAAAGAUUACGACACACGAUGAGAUUUCCAAAGAUAACAUUGACCUUCAAAUGAAUGUCAGAUUCAGUCAAGAUUUCAAUAAAGAUGUGGGAUUUGUCCUCUAUGAUAGCGAUCAGUUCUUUCAGUCAAAAAGCUUUCAGCCUUCUCUGGAUACCAAGAGAAGAGUGAUAUCUGCUAGUCUGCAAGAAUAUGUUGGAUUUGACAACAUUGAGUUUACAGUCACACCUUCGGUCGAUUCCACACUAUCACUCAACAACUUUGCAUGUGUGUUUUGGGAUUACACUAAAAAAGACUGGAACACAGAAGGCUGCACCAAAACAAAGAACCCCUCGGGUGAUGCAGUAUGCAGCUGUAAACCGAAAAAAUUUGAAAAUGCAAAUUUUGCCAUUCUGAUGACGUUUGAUAUCAACUACCAGUAUUCUGAAGCCUUGCAUUGGAUCAGCAUCACCGGCUGUGCUCUUUCUAUAGUGGGUCUGUUUGUCACAGCUGUGUACCAAAUCAUAACCAGGAAGUCAAGAGGAGGCAGUCCUACUCUGCUAAUCGUGAACAUCUGCAUAAGCAUGACGGUUUUCUACCUUCUCUUCAUCUUCGGCAUAAACAACCCUGUCCGACAUCUGAAAGUGGCACAGUUGUCCGAUCAGAACACGGUUCCUGAUUCAGACCAGCACAAGUACCCAGAUGAGGGUCCCUGUACGGCGUUUACAGCUCUGCUUCAGUACUUCCUGUUGGCCACGUUCACUUGGAACACACUGUACGGCAUUAAUGUGUUCCUCCUGUUCAUAAACAGAGUGUCUGGAACACCUCCAUGGUUUCCAAAGGUCUCCUUGGCUACUGGAUGGGGUCUACCUGCUGUUAUUGUUGGUAUCUCAUUGGGUUCCACCUACAGUGUGAAGGAGCCUUUAGGUUAUCGACAAGAAGAGUUUUGCUGGCUGGCUUCACUGGACCACAAACAGAAGUUCAGUAUGGGGAAACCCAUGUUUUGGGGAUUCUUGCUCCCAUUAAUGCUCAUGCUGAUCUCAAACGCAGCAAUACUGCUCCACUUCUCUCACAACAUCUGCAGGACAAACCCUAAUUUAAACAGAUCACGGAGAACUCCUCUAAAGAAGAAGAUUUUGAGUAGUUUCUCUCUGGCAGUGAUGCUCGGCCUGUCCUGGGUCACUGGCUACAUUUUGCUCAUCACCCAUGAAACAACUCUCAAAUUUAUUCUGAGUGUGGUUUUCUGUCUCUUCAACACAACACAGGGUGUUCAAAUAUUCAUUUUAUUCUCUCUGAGGCCUUUAAUAAACGCAAACCCAGCUUUUAUGGACAGUCUGCGUGUAUCAAACAUAGGCUUUCACAGGAAAACAUUCACUUUAUGGAAAAAUAAGAUACCAGAAAGCAAUGAAAGCUACAAAUCCACUGAUUCUGAAUUGGCCUGACGGGCCAUCAAAGUCUUUAGGGGACUGACUGUUGACACAUUUUUCAGGUUAUGAAAUCUGACCUGCUUAUUCCAAGUAUUACUACCAUGUGUGGAUAAACAAAAAUGCGCUACAUCCCAAAUGAUUGAAAUCUGAUCUGCGAGUGACAAACAUUGAAAACAACAACAACAAUAGAUAAAGCUUUAACACCUGAUUUUAUUUGCUUUAUUUGCUGUUCAGACCAAAGAAACUAAAAAAUUAUGAGAUGGAUAUGCCAAAAUGAGUGGUAUUGCAAGCACAUUGUCAUUUUCAUUGUCAUUUUUGCUAUAUCUGAUUUAUUUUCUCUAUUGUAAAAUAAUGUACAUGUACUGUAAACACACUUAUCUUAAAUGCACCAAGUUUGUCUCAUUGCUUUCUUUUUACUAAUUGACUGUUGACAUAUAUUAAAUAUUGAUGAAAUGA